Messenger RNA from Peronospora matthiolae, 1392 nucleotides. The record is from the annotation of a GenBank genome assembly. NCBI's taxonomy places the organism in Eukaryota, Oomycota, Peronosporomycetes, Peronosporales, Peronosporaceae.
AUGCAUCGUCGUGGAGUUUACCGUGCGGCAAAACUGCCAAGAGGCCAAGGCGCGAUCGGCACCAAUUGGGUGUUCAAGAUCAAGCGCAAAGCGGAUGGAUCGGUCGAGAAAUACAAGGCGCGUCUCGUUGCCAAGAGCUUCAAGCAGAAGUACGGCAUCGACUACACAGAGGCGUUCUCGCCCGUGGUCAAGUACGUGACACUGCGCAUGGUGAUCGCGAUCACCAAGUAUUUCGACUGGCUACUGGACCAACUCGAUGUGGUGACAGCCUUUCUCUACGGAGUGAUGAAGGAGAAGGUGUACUGCGUGACACCAGAAGGCGUCGAGAUGGAUGGCGACUUCGACUGUCUCGAGUUAGUGAAGGCGAUCUACGGUCUCAAGCAAGCUUCACGUGUGUGGAACGAGACUUUCGACGAGUUCGUAUGCUCUAUCGGUUUUAAAGUGUCGGCGUUCGACCCAUGUCUCUACAUCAAGGUUGUCGACGGUCAUUGUGUGCUCGUGCUGGUCUACGUGGAUGACGUGUUGGUCACCGGCAGCUCGCUCGAGUUGAUUGCGCAGACGAAGGCCGACCUCAAGACGCGUUUCGAGAUGACCGACAGUGGCAAGUGUACUUUUGUACUGGGCAUCGAACUGGUGGAUGAAUCGGAUGGCAGCGUGACGAUGUGCCAGCGACGGUAUGUCAACGAUAUCCUCAAGUGCUUCGGCAUGGAUGAGUGCAAGGCCACAGCAAGUCCGGUCGACUUGAGCACUCGGCUUGUCGCAAGCAGCGAAGCGGCCAAGAUCGACUACGUCUCGCGCUUCAUGGAGAAUCCGCAGCAAGAACAUGGGACGGCGGUGAAGCGCAUCUUUCGUUACUUGCAAGGGACCAAGUCGCACGGACUCCGCUUCCAGCCAAGCGACAAGAUCGACUUUCGUGGCUACUCGGACGCGGACUGGGCCGGCGACCACGCUGAUCGCAAGUCGACUUCGGGUUACACUUUCAUGCUGAUGGGUGCUCCUGUGAGUUGGGGAAGCAAGAAGCAGUCAAAUGUGUCGCUGUCGACGAGUGAAGCGGAAUACAUCGCAAUGAGUCUGGCCAUCCAGGAAGGCAAGUGGGUGCAUCGAUUGCUAUGCGAAAUUUUGGCGGCCGCAAACGAACCAGGACCGGACCUCGUCAUCCGUGAAGACAACCAGUCGUGCAUCAAGAUGACGAAGAAUCCGGUGAAUCAUGGCCGCGCCAAGCACAUCGACAUCAAGUACCAUCACAUCCGUGAUGAGGUCAAGCGCGGUGAAGUGCAGCUCGAGUAUUGCGAGACUUCCGUGAUGAUGGCGGACAUCAUGACCAAGGGACUUUCGGGACCUCGCCAAAAGGACUUGACGACGGCUCUCGGCAUUCGUGCGAGUUCGGCUUGA